Molecule: messenger RNA, 4560 nt
Organism: Pseudophryne corroboree (corroboree frog)
Lineage: Eukaryota; Metazoa; Chordata; Amphibia; Anura; Myobatrachidae
Gene: PRKAR2B
Product: protein kinase cAMP-dependent type II regulatory subunit beta
Exons: 12
Coding region: 306-1526 (406 amino acids)
Biological process (GO): negative regulation of cAMP-dependent protein kinase activity
Cellular component (GO): cAMP-dependent protein kinase complex
Molecular function (GO): cAMP binding; cAMP-dependent protein kinase inhibitor activity; protein kinase A catalytic subunit binding
Source: RefSeq, a predicted model, not a curated record
GUUUCUAGGGGGGGGGGUCACAUGUGCGGUGAGAGCGCCUCGGUAGCUGACAGGCAGCGGCGGCGGCGACGGCAGGAGGCGGAGGAUGCUACUGUACCCUGCUGUAUCCCGGCUCCGGGCACUACUAUACUGAGGGCGGAGGGCAGGCGCUGAUGCUGACUGCAGACAGGAUUACACUCCCAUGAUGACGGUGCUGGGUACCAGUAUACCGCUGAUUUAGUGUUUGUUGUUGCCACCCGCGGAUUUACUGCUGGUGCUGGGGAACGGGCUUCCUGUGAAGUAUCAAAGCAGCGGCGUGGGAAGGAAUGAGUAUAGAAAUCCCAGAGGGGCUGACGGAGCUGCUGCAGAGGUUUACAGUGGAGGUGCUGAGGAAGCAGCCCGAAGACCUGCUGGAAUUCGCCCUGCAGUACUUCACUCAGCUGAAGGAGUCUCAGAGCCAAGGGGCUACCCUAAGUCAUGACACGGACUUACCUUUCAGACACUCCAAAGGGGUCAACUUUGCAGAUGAGCCCAUGCAAACCGACUCUGAAAAUGGGGAUGAAGAGGAAGAUGAGGAUGAUGAUGAAGAAUUUGUUGCUCCAGUGAUAAGCAGAUUCUCAAGACGUGCAUCUGUGUGUGCAGAAGCAUUUAAUCCAGAUGAAGAAGAUGAUGAAACGGAAAAAAGGAUCAUCAACCCAAAAACAGAUGAUCAGCGAAACAGAUUGCAGGAAGCUUGCAAGGAUAUCCUCUUGUUCAAGAGCUUGGAUCAAGAACAGAUGUUUCAAGUAUUAGAUGCCAUGUUCGAGAAAUUGGUCAAAUGUGGAGACCACAUAAUUGAUCAAGGUGAUGACGGGGACAACUUUUAUGUUAUUGACAGGGGGACGUAUGACAUUUAUGUAACGAUAGAUGGCGUGGAAAGAUGCGUUGGUGGUUAUGAUAACCAUGGAAGUUUUGGGGAGUUGGCAUUAAUGUACAACACAUCUAGAGCUGCUACUAUUAUUUCAACAUCUGCUGGAGCAAUAUGGUGUCUGGACAGAGCAACUUUCCGAAGAAUUAUUGUUAAAAACAAUGCCAAAAAGAGAAGAAUGUAUGAAAAUUUCAUAGAAUCCCUGCCAUUCUUAAAGUCUUUAGAAGUAUCAGAACGUUUAAAGGUGGUUGACGUCAUAGGCACCAAAAUGUAUCGUGAUGGAGAACAAAUCAUAGCUCAGGGUGAUGAAGCAGAGAGCUUUUUUAUUGUAGAAUCUGGUGAAGUAAAAAUAACAAUGAAAAGCAAGAGUAAAGCAGACGCUGAAGUGAAUAAAGCCGUGGAAAUAGCUCGAUACUCCAGAGGGCAGUAUUUUGGAGAACUUGCCCUGGUGACGAACAAACCCAGAGCUGCUUCUGCAUUUGCUGUCGGCAGUGUAAAAUGUUUAGUCAUGGACGUGCAAGCUUUUGAAAGGCUCUUGGGACCAUGUAUGGAGAUUAUGAAAAGAAACAUUGCAAACUAUGAAGAACAGCUGGUUGCACUAUUUGGAACAAACAUGGACAUUACUGACCCAAGUUCCUGAAGUGAAAAUGCUGGCAAGGAAGAGCCAAAAAGAAGAAAAUAGCACAGUUGUGGUCAGUCCACAAAGAAAGUGUCUGUAUUUGUAGAUGCCAAGCAUAUUCUGCAGUAUAUUUGUUUUUUACAUUAGCCCCUUUAGUGGCACAAGAGCUUGCAAUUCAUAACAGCUUUGCAAUAGCUUGCGAUCACGCUAAAGGUUGUAAUUUUAUUUAUUUUUGAUUUUUUUUUACGUUUUUUUUUAUAUAUAUUACUUCAGGUAUACUGGUAAAGAACAUUGUGAUUUUAUAGAUGACAAACUUCAUCUAAAAUACUUCCUGAGCAUUUAGGUUCUAAAAAUUCAGUAUUCUGUUUUAGAGGGAUUAGCAUCUCCUCCAUACUGUCAUUGCUCAGCUAAUGGAGCAAAUGCAUCUGCUACUGUUAGGAUACUAUAUGUAAUGGCUUCCCCCAAACACAGAACACUGCUGUUAUAUUCAUGAGAUAGACUUAGCAUGGUUUGUUCCUGCACUACCACUUAGAGAAAGUAAAUACACAAAAAUGAGCCAGUUAGCAUGCCACGUUAUUCUGUAGACCACGUGUUCCUUAUGUGUUUCUAUACUUUGUUUCUGCAAUAAUUUGCUUUAUUUCACAUAAUUUAUUUUUAAGUCUGGUACAACCAGUUGAGAACAAUAUUGAUGGACCCAUGAAGGUAGUCAGUUCACCUAAACGGUAGGAUGCAGUACUUGAGUAAUUAGCACCAGGUGUGCUGAGUAUUUGGCAGAGGCUCAGUGAUGUCCUGAUUUCUAGCAAAAAGAAUAGUCCACAGACUGGUGCCUCUGCUGCAUAGGUGACAGAUCCACUUUGACAUAUUGUAGGGUCUAAGCAACUACUAUUUUCAAUCCACCGUAGUAAGCAAGGCAUGUCCUUUUUAUUCUAACAGUAAAGCAUUUUGAAGCUAACACCUUAUACAAAUUUAACACUUUGCAUUGCAGCAUAGCAUCUGCCAAGGGCUAGAAUUGUAUUAUCUGGAACAUAAAAUGGUAAGUCAAGUCUGGUUAGUAAUCUUUCCAAAACAUAUGUGCUGCUCCUUGCUGCACCCAAAGAGUUACACAACAAGCAACCUGGGUUUAUUUGUAUAUAAAUAGUAGUGUUUUGGUUUAUAACACUACUGUCUACCACUGACAAGUAAAAUAGCUGUAUCCCUGUGAUUAUUUGACAAAAUCCUGAACACGUUAGUAUGGGCAGCAGACUUUGUAUUGUAAUGAGGUAUAAGAGAAGACUAGCCAUGGAUUGGUGCGUUGCAGUUUUACGGACCAGUUUCCACACUUACCUUUUCUGUCCGUCCAUAUGUAAUAUAUAAAGAGGCUUCCUUUAUACCUUUAUAACAUUGCUACAUUACCUGAUUUGAAGCUUUCUACAGUAAAACGAAUAACAAAAUGGAGUAUUACAUAAUCUAGAUUUGUUUUUCUGUAGAUAAUAUCUCACUUCUCUGAGAGAAGUUAUUGUAUUAUCCAUUCAUUUAACAGGUCUAAGCACAGAAUGGCAGUAUAAUUACCAAGGAUCUCAUAGAAUACAUCCGAUUAUAAGCAGUUUCACGAGUAUAACUAACACCUUGUGUGCAAUGUAAUUAGUGUGACCAUGCCAUGGAGUAGAAAUGUAUUCCUUACAACUGUGUGACUGUGAAAAUGCAAUCAAAUAGCCAGUGGUAUAAAUCCACAAUCUUCUCACAUAAUGGGUGAUUAUUUCAGAAGACAUGAAAGAUCAGCAUGUGAGUCUGGUUCUUCCCUUCUUUCCUGUCGCUCUUCCCAUUUGAGAAAUGACCUCAUUUUGUCUUCACAGUGUUCGAGUAUUACUGUAUAACAACUGCUUUCUACCCUAAUUGUUGAAUUGAAUGUGCUCUAUUCACGCUAAUUACAUACUUUCUGUCAGGAAUUUGUUAAACCACAUCUCCCAAAGUGGGGUAUAGCUGCAUGUGAAUAUUUGGGACUGAAACAAGGCUGAUCUAUAUGGUUACCAUCCAUUGAUGUCCUAUGCAGAUUGUGUUCUAACCACUGAAGCAGAAUUUUAGGCACAUAUUAAGGGUCAUUUUACAAAUGCUGUUUUGUGAAAUAAUGGGGCUUAUUCAGACCUGAUCGCUAGGCUACUAAAAUUGUAGUCCUGCGAUCAGAUAGUCGCCUCCCAAGGGGAGUGUAUAUUCGCCAUGCAAGUGUGCAAUCGCAUGUGUACGCCGAGCAGCUAAAAACACCCUCCGUCAGCGGACAGCUGCAAAUCCGUUCACACUUCACUCACCAGUGAAUGAUUUGCCCUGUGUGUGCAGUUUCUGCGCAGCCCAGGACUUACUCCUACAGGACGGUCAGAACGGGCUGAUCAGGGCACACCCUCCCUGAAAACACUUGGGAAUGCCUGCGUUUUCCCUGACACUCCCAGAAAACAGUCAGUUACCACCCACAAACGGCUUCCUCCUGUCAAUCAGCAUACGAUUGGCUGUGCGAUUAGAAUUUUCGCACAAGCCUGUCGCUGACCGGCGAUGACUGUUGUUUGCCGACACGCGCGCGCAUUGCGGUGCAUACGCAUGCGCAGUUAUUACCUGAUCACCCGCACAGCAACUAUCAGGUCUGAAUCACCCCCAAUGAUCCUACCUCUGCACAGAUGCUCCAGAGUACGCAGCCUAUUGGCUCAAGGCUGAGCUUGAUUCAGUGAUGCGAUUUAUUGACUCUAAUAGUAGGAUUGAGAUGUUCUUUGCUGAAUGCAGGUGGGGUAGAUGUCUCAUAUUGUGCACACAUUCAAAAAUGUAUAUAUUGUGCUAUAGGCCCAUAUAUUGAGACUGGAUUCAAGAUGUUGUUAGAUCCUGGUUAAGUGGGUGGCUGCAUAGCUCCCCUUGAUUUUAACAUGUCCUCUAAGUUGACUGCAAUGGGGAGUCUGCCAUUACUUUCAAUGUCUUUUGUAGCAACCUGGAGCAAUUUAUACAGGAAGGCUUAUUUUUAUGCGCAAAAAUACCUCUGUAAUACAAACAUUCAAAUGUACAAAUGUGACACCUGAAAUAAAGACAGUCCCAAUGUUUA